CGUAAAAAUGACAGCUGUCAGCUGCCUGAAACUUAUAUGGCAGUAUAAGGCGGAAUAAUUGUAAUUUCUAAAAUACUUUGAUGGUGUGGUAUUUUUCUAUACUGAUCACAUUAAAAAACUAUAAUGUCGACAACAGAAGGAGAUUUGGAUGUCGAAGUGUCCCAUGAACUGGAGGAAGGCGAGUUGGAGGAAUCUGACGUUGAAGAAGGCACAUAUAUUCCCCUUGCACGGCCAGAGACCUUUAACCCGCCGUCUUUAGUAAACAUGCAAAUACAGGACGAGUUAAGUGAUGAACCAUCCCAUGAAGAGUCGUCAGGCUCUGAGUCGGAGGAGGAGCCGCGCCGCAGAGCCAAGCGGACCAAGUUACGCUUACGAAGAUCUCAUCAACAACAGCAACCACAAAAUAAACGAGAUAAAUAUAAUGUGUGGUGCAAAACAGUGCAGGAGGAUCUCUUGACAGAGGAUAUGGGAAGUAUAGAUGUGACAAAAAAAAGUGAUUAUGGUGUUGAAUCUUAUGAUUAUACAAUUAAGUAUAGAUUAGAUGAUAAUUAUGUAUCAAAAAAAGUUUUUUCAAAUGAUCAAUUACAUAACAGAGACAAUACAAGUAAUAAAAGGAGGCACACUGAUAGGACAAAUGUAAAAUUAAGACUUGGCAAAAGAGUUAAUUGUAAUCAGCCCAGAGAAGACAAACAAAAGCCAAGGUAUUUACCUAACUUAACAAUGACCACAGAAGAUCCAAUAGAAAGUAUUGCAGAGGAAAUUGCAGAAAAAUUAACUGAAUCAAAGAAGGAACUAGUUGUAAGAAUUCUUCAAGUGGUAGGUGCAAGCAAAGCUAUAGAAUUAUACAAAGAAACACAAAGAUUAGAAGCUGAUGGUGGUAUGCUUGUAAUGAAUGGUACUCGGCGCAGGACGUCAGGUGGCAUAUACUUCUUCCUUUUAAAACAUGAUGAAGAUAUAUCACAGGCUAUGAUCAAUCAGAUAUUUACUGAAGAUCGGAAGACAUCAGCAUGUAAAGUCAAAAAGGCCCUCGCAAAGAAUCGUCAGAAAAUUAUGGAGGAAUUAAAACAGAGCUUAACAGAUUCUGAACUACCCUCACUGUUAUCCCGGGGUGAGGCGACCGUGCAAACUGAGCACGGCUCCAACCCGCCACCGUCGCCAGCGACAGACGCGCGCGAGUGCUCGAGCGACACGGACGCGCCGCAAUCGCCCUCCCGGCCGCACGCCACCCUGCCCGACUGUCUGCCCGACAGGAGGGACGCGGACCCGCGGCAACUACACGCGUACGAAGACGACGACGACUUCUUAGAAGUUAUGUGCAACGAAGAAAUGGAUCUAUUCUGAGAACAUUAUUGGUGAUUGAAUUGCCUCAAAGUGAAUAUCUGUGAGUUUGUAACUUUCCAUGGGCAUUAUGUUUUAUGGCUAAAACUGUAAACAAGUGUGGUCUAUAAUUAAGAUUUUUAUAUCGUUACUUUGAAUUGUUAUUGGGUGCUCACAAUGAUUUGAUCAAAUGUAACAUUGUGCAUGGAUAGAAAUCUAGUUGGUGCAGGCAGUUGGAAUUUUGGCCUAUGCUUGGAACUAUCAAAGGUAAAGUUUUAUUGUUAUUAACAUGCGGAAAUGUCUGUUUCAAAGUAAUGUGACAUGGUUACUAGGUAUAAACAGUUUAAAUAUUAUGUAAUAUUUAAGCUAUGAAAUAUAUUUAAAAAGAGCUUUUGUAGCAGUUAUCAGGCAACAGUCCAUGUCUGAUGUUAAAUCAAUGUCUACAACAAAACUAUGAAUGCACUGCCAGACUUUUUGAAAUACAGAAAACAAGAGUAAAUAAAAUAGAAACAUUUAGGAGACAAAACUCUAGUUUAUAAUAUGUAAAUUUGAUAUAUUUUCCAGUUAAAGUAAUAAAUGGCUAUUACUUGUCUAUGACAUAGCCUAACAAGGAUUUGACAAAAAUUGCACCCACAUACGGGAUUAUGAAUGUACUUGUAUAAAAAAAAUUGUGGAUAUUUAGAGUGCUUGCACACCUUUGAGCUUAUAUGAAGGUGAGCACACACUACUGGAUCUUUAUUUGUGCAAUUAAACAGAUAAAUUGGCUGCGACAUAAUCAACAAUUGCACAACAGUUGUGCAAUUUAAUCGAAAGUGUGCAUCUACUCUUAAUGUUAUACUCAUAAUUUGAGUAAAAAACGAAUCAAAGUUGCCAACGUUAACAUUUUUACAAUACUGGCUUUAGAUCACUGGGUGUGAAUUCUUUUUGGCACUUUUGAAUGGAAAUAUGUUGUAAAUCAUAGAAUUAUGUUGUAAGACUACAAUAGGAGUCCCCUUUAAAUCCAGUGCCCUGGGAGGUUGCCCAACCGCUCCCUAUCCUAUGCCGGCCCUGCAUUUUUACUUUACAAUAAAGUUGUUUGGUUUUGGCCCAAGUAACAAGCAGGAUUUAUUUUAUCAUAUUCAUUAAAACAGGCAGCACUAUUUAGAUUCAAGAAUAUUCAAUUGAGUUUAUUGGUUUUUAGAAUAAAAUGAGGCUGCUUUUAUUUUAAACCAACUUCCAAAAAGGGUUUCAAUUUAUCUAUAUUUACUUUUGCCAUCUCAUAUAAGACUUGUUUUAUAAUACUUUUUUUAGUUCUCAACACAAUUUCAUGUAGAGACUAGCAUGGGCAUUAUGAUGUUCACAUCCGCCUAUAAAAUUAUUUUUAUAAAUAUAACCAUUGUCUAUGGUUCUUAGUAUUUGGGCUGUAAAAUUAGCUGUAUUUGUAGACAAUAAAUAUUUUUAUUAUUUAGGUUUUCCUCUCAUGUAUACUCCUACCAUUAAAAUAUCGUCUAAUUAGUAAUUUAUUGUGAAAGUGUAAAAAAUACUAUUGUUGAGAGUCCAGAGUUACAUAUUUUUACAACAAGAAAGAUUUACGAAUUGUGAGUUUUCAUAGAAUUGUAUGAUCAGUGUGAGGAAUGUUAUUAGACAAACUCUGGAGUAUUUGUAUAAUAAACAUUAAAAAAAAACAUAUUUUUUACUACCAUUGA
This is a messenger RNA of Papilio polytes (common Mormon), 3002 nucleotides long. RefSeq names its product phosphorylated adapter RNA export protein (gene Phax). Gene Ontology annotation, biological process: snRNA export from nucleus. Gene Ontology annotation, cellular component: nucleus. The coding region runs from base 124 to 1341 and encodes 405 amino acids. The transcript is spliced from 6 exons. Lineage: Eukaryota; Metazoa; Arthropoda; Insecta; Lepidoptera; Papilionidae. The record is from RefSeq and is a predicted model, not a curated record.